This is a messenger RNA of Osmia lignaria (orchard mason bee), 2213 nucleotides long. It is a transcript of the gene Tango14, whose product is annotated as transport and golgi organization 14. NCBI's taxonomy places the organism in Eukaryota, Metazoa, Arthropoda, Insecta, Hymenoptera, Megachilidae. Gene Ontology annotation, molecular function: ditrans,polycis-polyprenyl diphosphate synthase [(2E,6E)-farnesyl diphosphate specific] activity. The record is from RefSeq and is a predicted model, not a curated record. Gene Ontology annotation, cellular component: endoplasmic reticulum membrane; dehydrodolichyl diphosphate synthase complex.
AAGAAUGAUAUCUUUAUUAUUAUUCAAAUAGCAUUGCUUUUAUAAACAUGGAUAUAAUAGUAAUUAUACCUAACGAUUAGAAUACUCAGCAAUAUUGCAUUUAAAUGACGCAAUUGUGUUUCUGUCGUUGCUGUUUUAGAUAAAUAGAAAAUGUAUUUUACUUCAGGCAACCUAAAAUUGCGUUUUAAUGUCAUAGUAACAUGAAAUCUCAUGUGCGAUCUAAUUAGGAAUAUAAUUUGAGUCAACAACAUGCGACGUUUAGUAUUUCUUGUCGACAGAAGAGUGCGUCCGUCAUUCUGCGUAAGCAGGUGCACGUGAGAUGACCGUCUGCUAGACGGGUCAGUGGUUAGGUACACGAGCCUCCUCGUGAUAUCCCGGGUAGUUUUGAAAAUCUUGAUUUUUGUUAGUUUCAUGUGAUUAUGUUACAUAGGCCGACGGUCUUAAGGAGGCAUUAUGUUCAUAGUAUUACGUAUAUUGUUGAUACUAACGCACUUUAUAUGCGACUUGUUUGCCGCGGUUUAUAAUUGCUACACGAGCCUUUAUCGCAAGUGUACUAAGAUUUGGUACGGUGAAAACUUAAGGACAGAAUCUGAAAUGUUAAUAACAACAGCGAACAAGAAGAAAAAACUACCCAGGCAUAUAGUGAUUGUUUUCGGCACGAUGGAAAAUACUAUUUUUGACUGCAUACGAAUCAUUGGGUGGUGUAUCACACUUGGUAUACCGUACAUCAGUUUUUUUGACAUUAAUGGUUUUUUAGUCAGAAAUGAGAGUUCUUUGAAAUAUGAACUAGCCAAGAGGCGGCCUGAUUUAAUGGAUCAUAUAAGUUGGAAUAAACCGAAUGUAAAAUCCACGCGAAAUGGAAUAACGGAUUCCAAGUUAAAAACAAGGGUAUUUUUAUUAUCCUCUUCAGAUGGGAAAGGAGAAAUAGUAACAUUAACAAAAAAAUUAGCUGAAGCUGUUGUAGCAGGAACAAUUAAAUCUGAAGAAAUAAAUAUUGAUUUACUUGAUGAAAAACUAAAUGUAUGGAGAAUUCCAGACCCUGAUUUAGGGAUAAUAUAUGGCCAUGUUUGUUGCACCUAUGGUGCUUUACCAUGGCAAACACGAAUAACAGAAUUUUUCACACUACCUUUGCAUUUCUGCCUAUCUGUGAAGGAUUUUAUAUGUUUGUUAGAAAAGUACAGUAAAUGUGAGCAACGAUAUGGGAAAUAACGGGAAUUGUUGUUCUCAUUGGUGCGAAGCUUUUGUAUUUCGAACAAAGCAUGAAAAAAGAAACAAAUUAUGCAAGAGAUAGUUUUUAAGAGAACUCUACAAAGACUGAAUAUAAAUCAAUUUACAGAUACUAUUUUAUAAGUGGUUGCGUGUUAAUAAAUUGAUAAUGGUGGAACCAGCUGCUUGUGUGACAUAAGUGUCGUGUAUGAGCCGAUUUUAAUGUGUAUCUGUAAGAAACAAUUUAGGUAGUCUAAGUUAAACGAAAUUCCCACGAACAUGGAUAGAAGAGGAUUCCACAGAUAUUUGCAAAAAUGAAACAUUUUAAUUAUACCUUUAAUUGUAAAUUAUUACAAUUAAUUUUUUACAAGGUAUUGUUAUCAUUUUACAAAAUAAUGCUAUUGUGCAGGAGCAUAGAGACCAUUCCGUGUUGUUCAUAAUAAAUUAAAGAUUUAGUUAUUUAGUCGUAGCCUACUGUGACAAUAAUAUUUUAACGCUAUUUAAAGAAUUAUUUUCGAGGGUGUACAAAGAAAAAUGAUAAAAGUUACAUCAUCAAAUUAUAAGACUUGAAAAGCGGAAAGGAUAUUGAUUUUAAUACAGGUAUAAAUAUGUAUAUCUUAGAGAACUAAGCUAAUGUUUUAGUACAUUACAUCCAUAGUUUUCUGAAAAUUAAACUGCUGCCAUUUUUCUUAUACCUUCAAUUUACACUGUUCACAGAAGAUGGUUCAAGAGAAUCUAUGCUCCUAUGAAUAAUACAUUUAUUUUGAUUACAAUAUGGAAGUAAGAUAAAGUUUUGGAAACUAUUGCAUUUCACUUGUUACUCUCAGUAAGAUAAUGACAUUCCACGCAUGUACAUAAUUAUUUAUUCCUAAAAUUAUAUGUAUACAAAUAUUUUCAUAUCAAAGCAGCUCUGAGAUUUUUCUUGUUUGUGGUGUGUUUUUAGCGAAAGAUUGUCUAUUGUGGGAUCCAGAAUUCCUAAAUAUAAAUAUAGUUCUUUUUUGCACAAA